AUGGGGCUAGAGGACGAGCAAAGGAUGCUGACUGGGUCUGGAGAUCCCAAGGAGGAGGAAGAAGAGGAAGAGGAAUUAGUGAAUCCCCUAACAACAGAGAGAGAGCAAUGCGAGCAGCUGGAGAAAUGUGUAAAGGCUCGAGAGCGGCUCGAGCUCUGUGAUGAGUGUGUAUCCUCCAGGUCACAGACAGAGGAGGACUGCACAGAGGAGCUCUUUGACUUCUUGCACGCAAGGGACCACUGUGUGGCCCACAAACUGUUUAACAGCUUGAAAUAAGUGUGCAGAUUUGUUCACCCCAGCCUUCAUCACCUGGGCAUUGGGAUAUUUCCUCAUGGGUUUGAACAUGAUGUUUAUUUGUGUAACUAAGUUCAUGUGAAUCUCAAGGAUUUUG
Molecule: messenger RNA, 391 nt
Organism: Budorcas taxicolor (takin)
Lineage: Eukaryota; Metazoa; Chordata; Mammalia; Artiodactyla; Bovidae
Product: cytochrome b-c1 complex subunit 6, mitochondrial-like
Exons: 1
Coding region: 1-276 (91 amino acids)
Biological process (GO): mitochondrial electron transport, ubiquinol to cytochrome c
Source: RefSeq, a predicted model, not a curated record